AUGUUCGAAGCUAAACUCGCUGAAUCCGCUCUUUUGAAGAAGGUUAUUGAUGCUAUCAAGGAUCUGAUCACUGAUGCUCCAUUCGAUUGUACUGAAACUGCUCUCAAUCUUCAGGUAAGGUUUCUUAUCUUUGUUUUUCUGUUUUAGAAGUUGGUAGAGGCUUUAUUCUAUGAAUAAUAAAGGGUUGAAGACAAUAUGUUUUGUGUUGGACACUAAUUCACCUUAUUUUAGUCUAUGGAUGGAUCUCACGUAGCGUUGGUCUCUCUUCGUCUCGGUGUCGGCAUUUUUGACGUCUACAGAUGCGAUCGUGCCGUGAAUCUUGGUCUCAGCUUGGCUCACAUGUCCAACGCCUUAAAAUGUGCCAAGAACGACGACUCUUGCUUGAUCCGAUACGAUGAUGAAGAAGGAGAAGGUCUAACUUUGACUUUCGAAGACAACAAAGGCAGAAAGCAGGACAUUCUGGUCAAGUUGAUGGAUAUCGAUUGUGAACAUCUUGGAGUGCCAGACCAGAAAUACAGUUGUAUUAUUGAAAUGCCGGCUUCAGAGUUCGCUAGAACUGUGAAGGACUUGACCAUCUACUCUGAUACCGUCGUUAUCAACUGCACAAAGGAGGGAAUUCAGUUCAAGGCAAGCGGUGAAGGUGGAACCAACACUGUUAGCUUCUCUUCUGAAACUAACGAAGAUGAAGAGGGUGAUGAUGUAAGUUUUUACUUAUUUUUUAAUGUUUUUAGGGAUUUCUGGGUAUUGAUGUUUAUUAUGGAUAAUAUCUUGAUAGAGUGAACCUAGUAUUCAAUUGAAAUGAUAUAAUUUUGUGAGAUUAUAGUAUUUUAAAGUUUUCCUUUGUGAUCAGUUUUAGCUUUGACUUUUAAAACAUUUACGUUUCAUUUUUCAUGUUAAAGUAGAGAAAGCUGGAUAAUAUUGGCUUUUUGAUUAUCUGAGAAGCAUCGUUCAUUUUAAUGGCAAACCUUAAUUAAAAUAAGGUUUGAUAAAGUAUAUUGUGUUAUUACUUAGAUUUUCGGGCCGCUAAAAAGCUUACUUAUACUGGUUUUUCUAUAUCAAAGUAGAUCAACAUGGAUAACAUUCCUAUUUUCAACAAACCAGCUUUCUUUACUUUAUGAGGCUGGAAAUAUUGUUUUAAAUCGGUUGUAUUGUGAAAUACUGUGCUUAAAAAUAAUAUUUGCAACUUCAGAGAGUCUCAGUGGACGUGAAAGAGCCAGUUAAACUCAGCUUCUCCAUCAAAUACCUAAACCAAUUUGCUAAAGCCGCAAACAUCUCGAACAGAGUCCGCUUAUCCCUUGCUGCCUCCGUACCAGUUGUAGUGGAGUACCAGAUUGAGGAAGACGGAUUCUUGAAGUUCUACUUGGCUCCAAAGAUUGACGACGAAGCCGACAUGGAAGCUUGA
Bursaphelenchus okinawaensis is the source of this 1402-nucleotide messenger RNA. NCBI's taxonomy places the organism in Eukaryota, Metazoa, Nematoda, Chromadorea, Rhabditida, Aphelenchoididae. The record is from the annotation of a GenBank genome assembly.